Molecule: messenger RNA, 3102 nt
Organism: Rasamsonia emersonii CBS 393.64
Lineage: Eukaryota; Fungi; Ascomycota; Eurotiomycetes; Eurotiales; Trichocomaceae
Product: DNA excision repair protein (Rad26L)
Exons: 1
Coding region: 1-3102 (1033 amino acids)
Molecular function (GO): ATP-dependent chromatin remodeler activity; ATP binding
Source: RefSeq, a predicted model, not a curated record
AUGGGGUCGGACUGGGAGUUACAGGAUUCUGACGCUGCUUCAGCCAGUGCUGACGAGGAUGACGAUGAUCUGGAAAUUACCCACGUGCUCGAGAGAAAGGCUCCCGCUAUCUCCGGUAGGUUCCCCCGUCCGCCGCGCGAAGUAUCGGAGUGCUACUUACUGACAGCUAUUCCAGACUCGCGGCAAAGAUUUCAAUAUAACAAUGGACGCGAUAAUCAAGAUUCACCAAGCGAUCAUGGACAUAAAAGGCGGCGAACGCAUUCAGACGAGGAAGGAAACCGAACCACGAUCGUCGUGUCCGAACACGACAACAACGAGGACGAUGACGAUGACGACUUCAACGACGGCGAGGCUGCUUACAAGCAGUUUAAAAACAGGAAAAGUCUCAAACGCAAACGUUCCUCGCUAGGCGGGCGCAAGAGCAAGGCAAAAGUGGUUGCGGAGGACUCCAUCGUUGGCAGGGUUCCAAAAGAUCGACAGAUUUAUCGACCAAGGCGUCAGAUGAGGGAGUAUGACGAGGAAGUCUCAUCGGAGGAUGAGUUGAUGGAACACACGCUGCCGGAUUUCUUGCAGAAGCGACGGGCCGAAUUUGACAGGAGGCUGGAGCGUCUCAAGCAGGCUGGGUUGAGGCUACCGCCGGAUUACGACGACAUCGAGUUUUCGGAUGACGAAAGGCUGGAGUUCCUGAAGGAGAAGCCGGAUUUCAAAGAUCUGAAGCCGUCUGGAAAGUACGAGGAUAUCCAGCUUCCCUACUCUCUGGGAUUGAUACCCGCGCCUAUCGCUCAGUGGCUGCGGGAAUACCAGGUUGAAGGCGCUGCUUUUCUACAUGAGUUGUUUGUUUACCAAAAAGGUGGCAUCUUGGGCGAUGAUAUGGGUCUGGGAAAGACGGUUCAGGUUAUCGCCUUUCUCACCGCGGCUUAUGGCAAGACUGGCGACGAGAGAGACGCGAAAAGAAUGCGAAAGAUAAGACGAAGCAGGGAUAAUCGCUGGUAUCCCCGGACUCUGAUUGUCUGUCCAGGAACGCUGAUCGAGAACUGGAAAUCUGAGUUCCACCGAUGGGGUUGGUGGCAUAUUGGAGUCUUCCACGGUGACAGGAAGGAAGAAGCUCUCCAAGCUGCCAAGACCGGUAGGCUGGAGAUAUUGAUCACGACAUACACCACAUAUCGCAUGAACAAGGAUUCGAUCAAUAUGGUUGAGUGGGACUGCGUGGUGGCCGACGAGUGCCACCUAAUCAAAGAACGGAAAUCGGAGACUACCAUCGCGAUGAAUGAGGUUAACGCUCUCUGCAGAAUUGGGCUGACCGGGACAGCCAUCCAAAACAAGUACGAGGAACUGUGGACGCUCCUGAAUUGGACCAACCCAGGAAAGCUGGGUCCUGUCACAGCUUGGAAGAGAGCGAUUUCCGAGCCCUUGAAGAUAGGGCAGUCCCAUGAUGCCACAGUUUACCAGCUCAGCAAGGCCAGGAAGACAGCUAAGAAGCUUGUUCAGAACCUGUUACCAGCCUUCUUUCUCCGACGCAUGAAGACUCUGAUAGCAGACCAACUGCCCAAGAAGAGUGAUCGAGUUGUCUUUUGUCCGCUCACAGAGACCCAAGCGGAUGCCUAUGAGAAUUUCUUGGACAGUGAUAUUGUGCAGUACAUCAAAACUGCCUCUGAAAUCUGUGAUUGUGGCUCAGGGAAGAAAGCUGGUUGGUGCUGCCGGAUGUUCUUGCCUUCCGGUGAAAAAUGGCAGAGCUGGGUGUUUCCGGCCAUCGCGAAUCUUCAGAAGCUUAGCAACCACCUUGCAAUCCUGAUUCCGCAAGGAAUAGAUCCCAAGGAGAAACAGGAAAAGGACUUGGAAAUGCUUCAGAUCGCAGUGCCCGAUCGCUGGCGUGAACUCUACCGUUCUCGAGACUCGAUCAUCAACUAUGCGAAUCCGGAAUUCUGUGGAAAGUGGAAAGUUCUGCGAAAGCUCCUCAAGUGGUGGCAUGCGAACGGCGACAAAGUCCUCGUGUUCUCGCACAGUGUUAGGCUUCUCAAGAUGCUGCAGAUGUUGUUUAACCACACGAGCUACAACGUCAGCUACCUGGAUGGCACAAUGUCCUACGAGGAUAGAGCCAAGGUCGUUGACGAUUUCAACUCGGAUCCCAAACAGUUUGUUUUCCUCAUAUCUACCCGUGCUGGAGGCGUAGGUUUGAACAUCACGUCCGCGAACAAAGUUGUCGUGGUCGACCCGAAUUGGAACCCGUCUCAUGACCUGCAGGCCCAGGAUCGAGCUUACCGAAUCGGCCAGCAGAGAGACGUUGAAGUUUUCCGGCUGAUAUCAGCCGGGACAAUCGAGGAGAUCGUCUAUGCACGUCAGAUAUACAAGCAACAGCAAGCCAAUAUCGGGUACACCGCAAGUUCCGAGCGGAGGUAUUUCAAGGGCGUUCAAGAAAAGAAAGACCAGAAGGGCGAAAUCUUUGGAUUGACCAACUUGUUCGAGUACCAAAACAACAACAUCGUGCUGAGGGACAUCGUGCACAAGACCAACAUUGCCGAGAGCAAGGCUGGAGUUCAGGUGAUUGGAAUCGAUCUGGACCAGGAGGAUGUCAAUGAAGGCGAGUUCCCCCUUCCUUCAGCGGACGACGAGGACGAAGAUGGGACAAUGAGCCAGCUUGCCGCAAUGAUCCGAGGGGAAACAGACGGCUCUUCGACACUGGGGAACAAGACAGCAGGGAUCACUCCGAAAAAGCACGAUCCCAUCCAAGCCAUUCUAGCCGGUGCAGGAGUGGAAUACAGCCACUUAAACAACGAAGUAAUCGGCCCCUCGAAAAUGGAAGAACGCCUCAGCCGGCGCGCAGAACUUGCAGGGGACGCACUAGGCGAGAUGCAGGUCUUCGGCAGCUCACAAGACAAUGACAACCUGAUCAUCCGCAAGGAUGGCCGCCCAGUCAAAUUCAAGUACCAUCCGCCUCCGGACGUGAUGAAGCGGCAGUUCUGCAGCAUGGCGAGGCGGUUUGGGUUUCCGAACGCGACGGAAUUCGCCCUCGUCGUGGAGAGCAUGACACAGGCUCAGAGACGGGCCUGUCUCGAGAAGUGGUAUAGAGAGAGGAGGGAGAUACUGUUGAAAAAGGGUGAUUAG